Alligator mississippiensis (American alligator) is the source of this 2860-nucleotide messenger RNA. RefSeq lists its product as uncharacterized. Gene Ontology annotation, biological process: G protein-coupled receptor signaling pathway; cellular response to fatty acid. Gene Ontology annotation, molecular function: G protein-coupled receptor activity. Lineage: Eukaryota; Metazoa; Chordata; Crocodylia; Alligatoridae. The record is from RefSeq and is a predicted model, not a curated record. Gene Ontology annotation, cellular component: plasma membrane.
AUGGCCUUCUGCCUCAAGUCACUGGUCCUCUUUGUCUACAUCUUUACCUUCAUCACGGGGCAGCCCACGAACCUCUUUGCCUUUGUCACCUUCAUGUGCCAGGUCCAGUGCUGGCCCAGCCCCAUGGCAGUGCUGCUGCUCAACCUCACCGUGUCUGACCUCCUCAUCCUCCUCUUCCUCCCCUUCAAGAUGGCUGAGGUGGGCGCUGACCUGACCUGGCCAUUGCCAGCUUUCCUCUGUGCCCUAACCAACUACUGCUACUACAGCAGCAUCUACACCAGCACCUUCCUCCUCACAGCCAUCAGCAUCGAGCGCUACCUGGGUGUAGCCUUCCCGGUGCAGUACAAGCUUUGGCAGCAAUUGGCCUAUGCCAUGGUGGCCAACGCGGCUUUCUGGGUGCUGGCCUGUGCCCACUGCAGCAUUGUCUUGGUCUCCGAGGCUCAGUUGCCCAGAGCCAACACCACCAGAACCGUCUCCUGGUGCUAUGAUGACUUCUCUGUAGACCAGCUGUGAGUGGUGCUUCCUGUCCACCUGGAGCUCUUCCUCUUCCUCUUCUGCCUCCUGUUCACCAUCACUAUCUUCUGCUACGUCAACUUUGUGCAGAUCCUCCUGGCCCUGCCCAACAUUCCAUGGCAGAAGAAGAGAAUGAGAGCCCACCCGUGGAGGGUCUACGCCCUGCUCUUCAGCACUUUCAAUGCCUCCCUGGACCCCACCAUCUUCUACCUGUACUUCUCUGCUGUCCAGAAGGCCCUGGCUGAGGCCCUGGCUGGCACUGAGGAACCAGCUGUGUGCCACAGAACCCCACUGCUACUGCCUAUGCAGAGGCAAGGAGGACCAGGUGCACAGCUGCAGUGCAGCAUACAGGCAGUGAGCACAACCCGGCAGAGUGGAGAGCUGCCUGCAGCUGAGGCUGUUGUAGAGCCCAGUGUGCACAUCAAGACCCGUGUGGUCCUGGCUGUCUACAUCCUGGCCCUGACAGCCAAGGCAGGCAUCAACAUGACCUGGCAGCUGCCUGCCAUUCUGUGCCCUAUCACCAGGAACUGCUACUACAGCUGCAUCUACCUCAGCAUCCUUUUCCUCACAAUGCUGGGGGUAGACUGCUACCUCAGUGUGGCCUUCCCAGUGAUGUACAAGCUGCAGCAGUGGCCGACCUACAACGUGACAGCCAGCACAGCCUCCUGGGUGCUGGCCUGCACCCACUGCAGCAUCGUCUUCAUCAGGCACUACUAUGGGCAGCAUGGAGGUGCUAUGACAACUUCUCCCAGGACCAGCUCCAUGUGGUGCUGCCUAUCCCGCUGGAGCUCUCCUUCAUCCUCUUCUGCCUCCCGGCUGCUUUCAUCAUCAUCUACGAUGUCAGCUUCAGGGGUUCUUCUCUUAGGCGUCAUCGGAUUCUCCCCACAGGCAAUGGCCUUCCCCUUCAAGUCGCUGGUCCUCUUCGUCUACAUCUUCACCUUCCUCACGGGGCUGCCUGCCAACCUCUUUGCCUUUGCCACCUUCGUGCGCCAGAUCCAGCGCCGGCCCAACCCCGUGGCCGUGCUGCUGCUCAACCUCACCAUGUCCGACCUCCUCCUCCUCCUCUUCCUCCCCUUCAAGAUGGCUGAGGCAGCUGCUGACAUGAACUGGCCACUGCCAGGUUUCCUUUGUGCCCUGACCAACUACUGCUUCUACAGCAGCAUCUAUACAAGCACCUUCCUCCUCACGGCCGUCAGUGUGGAGCGCUACCUGGGCGUAGCCUUCCCGGUGCAGUACAAGCUGCGGCGGCGGCCGGCCUAUGCCAUGGUGACCAGCGUGGCUGUCUGGGUGCUGGUUGGCGCACACAGUGGGAUUGUCUUCAUCUCUGAGGUGCAGACACCUGGCACCAACAUCACCCGUGCCAAUGUCUCCCGGUGCUAUGAGGACUUCACUACGGAACAGCUGCAGGUGGUGUUACCUGUCCGCCUGGAGGUCUUCCUCAUCCUCUUCUGCCUCCCAUUCACAGUCACCCUCUUCUGCUACGUCAACUUUGUGCGGAUCCUCCUGGCCCUGCCCAACAUCCCACGGCGGAAGAAGUGCCGGGCAGUGGGGUUAGCCUUGGCCACCUUGACCAACUUCAUGGUGUGCUUUGCCCCCUACAACAUCUCUCAUGUGGUGGGCUUUGUGGAGAACAAGAGCACCCAGUGGCGGGUCUAUGCCCUGCUCCUCAGCACCUUGAAUGCCUCCUUGGACCCUGUCAUCUUCUACUUCUCCUCCUCUGCUGUCCAGAAGGCCCUGGUGGGGUCCUGGCUUGUGCUGGGGAAGCGGCUGCAUGCCAUGGCACCCCUCUGCUACUGCCUGCACGGAGGCAGGGAGGACCAGGUGGGCAACAGGGACAAGGUCGAGGGAUCGUCCACCUGAGCCUCCCUCUUCAGCCACAAGAGGGAGGUGGAUGGUCAUCAGUACAGAGUUUGGAGAACCCAAGGAAUUGACAGGCCCUGACUGCCAUUAGGCUGUGACCCAACGCUGCUUCUGAGGAGGUAUUGACCUCCACAAUGUUUCGGCCUCUCUGGCUAAUGACUUUGGGCCCAACUUAAAACCACAGAAUCACAGAGAGUGAGGGCAGGAAGGGCCCUCAGGAGGUCACAUCUAGUCCAACCCCCUGCUUGAAGCAGGACCAGCCCCAGGGAACCAAGGCUUUGUCUAGCUGGGGCUUCAACACCUCCAAGGAUGGAGAGCCCACCACCUCUCUGGUUAGCCUGUUCUAGUGCUUUAUUAUCUUCCUAAUGAGAAUUUUUUUUCCUAAUACCCAACCUCAACUUCCCUUGCUGCUGCUUGAGCCCAUUGCUCCUUGUCCUGCCAUCUGCCACCACUGGGAACAGUCCAGCUCCAUCCUCUUGGCAACUAC